UCCAGCUCAGGAAUAGGUCGGGCUCCCCCUGGCGGCCCCGGGUCCCCACUCCUCUCCUCCGGCUCCCCAGCCCUCAAUCUUCUGCCCCCACCUAGCACGGGUUGGUCUCAGUGGACCAACAGACACACGGACAGACGGACGAGAGGACCACCCGCUGGGACGCCUGGGCGGCCGGAGGGGCGGAGAGGCGACGGCUGCGGCUUGAGGAGCAGGAGCAGGUGCUGCGGCGACGAGCGGGCGGGGCAGGACGGAGCAGAGCGCCGGGCGGGGGCGCGGCGCGGGCUUGCGUGGGGCCGGCGGGGAGCGGAGAGGCCGCGACUCUGAGUGAGCUGUGCCAGGUUGCGCUGGGGGCGAGGGGAUCUGGAGUGGAGUCCAGUGGGGUUAGUGACUCCGGAGGGCGCGGGAUCCCAAGGAGACGGAAAGGACAAGCGCUUGGAGGGAGAUCCCGAACAGCCGCGAGGGGGGGUGGGGGGUGGGGAGGGCAACGGAAGGUGAGGUAGAAAGGGGAGCAUACGUGGAGGCCGGACUGGGGGUCGUCAGAAUAUGAAACUGGAGCUUCGAAGGGGGCCGGGAGCAGAAAUGGGUAAGGCAAGAGAAACGGUGGGGGUUGUGUGAGGUCUGGUGAGUUGGUAAGAUCCGGAGGUGUUAAGUUCCAAGAUAGAGGAGGUGGGUUGAGAAGGAAGGCUGGGUGAGGAGAAGGAGUCUUAGGGGGAGCCCAGGGUGGUCAGCGGUGGAAGAGAGUUGAGCUGAGAUCCAGGACAAGGUGGGGAACAGGCCGGGUAGGGGGCUCACUAGGCAAUGGGCAGGGGGCGCUGAGGUGUGAGGCUGGUUUAAAGAAGCAGGGUUGCCAGGUGGAAGUGAGGAUGAGUCUGGUUGGGGAGGCAUCUCAGAAGUGACACCAGCACAGACUAAGAGUGGUCCCCAGGUGGAAGGGUGCCCAGGUAGGAAACCCCACAGUGAGGCCUAAGACUUGGUCAGGAGGGUGCCCUCCAUGGGGGAAGCCUCUCCCUGGUGGUUGCUGGAGCCAUGCUGUCCCGGAAAGGCAUCAUCCCUGAGGAGUAUGUACUGACACGGCUAGCAGAGGACCCCGCAGAGCCCCGGUACCGCGCCCGGGAGCGGAGGGCCCGCUUCGUGUCCAAGAACGGCAAUUGCAACGUAGCCCACAAGAACAUCAGGGAGCAGGGUCGAUUCCUGCAGGACGUAUUCACCACACUGGUGGACCUCAAGUGGCCACACACGCUGCUCAUCUUUACCAUGUCCUUCCUGUGCAGCUGGCUGCUCUUUGCCAUGGUCUGGUGGCUCAUCGCCUUCGCUCACGGUGACCUAGCCCCUGGCGAGGGCGCUGCCGUGCCCUGUGUCACCAGCAUCCACUCUUUUUCGUCUGCCUUCCUUUUCUCCAUUGAGGUCCAGGUGACCAUUGGUUUCGGUGGGCGCAUGGUGACUGAGGAGUGCCCGCUGGCCAUCUUGAUCCUCAUUGUGCAGAACAUCGUGGGGCUCAUGAUCAAUGCCAUCAUGCUGGGCUGCAUCUUCAUGAAGACUGCCCAGGCCCACCGGCGGGCCGAGACCCUCAUCUUCAGCAAGCAUGCUGUCAUCGCUGUGCGCCAUGGCCGUCUCUGCUUCAUGCUGCGCGUGGGUGACCUCCGCAAGAGCAUGAUCAUCAGCGCCACCAUCCACAUGCAGGUGGUGCGCAAGACCACCAGCCCCGAGGGUGAAGUGGUGCCCCUGCACCAGGUGGACAUCCCCAUGGAGAACGGUGUGGGUGGCAACAGCAUCUUCCUGGUGGCUCCUCUCAUCAUCUACCAUGUCAUCGAUGCCAACAGUCCACUCUACGACCUGGCGCCCAGUGACCUGCAUCACCAUCAAGACCUCGAGAUCAUUGUCAUUCUCGAAGGCGUGGUGGAAACCACAGGCAUCACCACCCAGGCCCGCACCUCCUACCUGGCUGACGAGAUCCUCUGGGGCCAGCGCUUUGUACCCAUUGUGGCGGAAGAGGACGGCCGCUACUCCGUGGACUACUCCAAAUUCGGCAACACCAUCAAAGUGCCGACACCACUCUGCACCGCUCGCCAGCUUGAUGAGGACCGCACCCUGCUGGACGCCGUGACCCUCGCCUCGGCCCGCGGCCCUCUGCGCAAGCGCAGUGUGGCUGUGGCCAAGGCCAAACCCAAAUUUAGCAUCUCUCCGGAUUCCCUGUCCUGAGCCAUGGUCCCUUGGUCCCCCACACUGCAUGUGUGCACAGAGGCAGUGUAGUAUGGUAUGUAGAGUGGACAUGGUAUGGGCCCCUUGGCCGGGCCAGGAUCUGAUGUGAGGCUGGGCCCUCUUCAGCUCAGCCUCCCCUCCUGCUGUUAGCCCGUGGCGUUACAAGGCACUUGUCACUACGCUAUUUCUGGCCUCAACAGGAGACUGUACUGGGUUAUUUUUGUCUCUGCUCCUCCCAGCCCCAGCUCAGGACCGGCUCACCCCCCACCCUCUCCCUCCUCCCCAGACUGGGGAAGCUGUGGGAAGUGUUGGACCCUCAAGUUGGGUCUCUGUACAAUCGUGCAUCCCCAUGAUCAAUUGACCACAAGCUGGACAGAUGGCUGGGGAAGAACAGUCCCCAGGUUGGCAACCUGCUGCUCUGUUUCUGUGACCCCAAGAGAUGACUGGCCACUCUUGUUCCCUGAAAAAGUGGUGGCUUAAUGGGUGGGCCCUGCCAGCUGGAGAGGGCAGUCAAUGAAGGAGCACAUUCCAGCUGGAGGAUUGGAGGUGUGGAACCUGCACAGACGGGGAAAGGCUGAGGCUGACAGGGCUCCCCUCCCCGGGGCAGACUCAGGCAGGGAGGAAAUGGUGUGAGGACACUCAGCUAUGCCGAGCUCUGCUCAGGCUCAGGAAAGAGGAGAUGGGCUCCUGUGCCCUCGCCCUUUGCCCUGACACCAAGGCUUCAAUGGUGAGGGGCUGCGGUUCCUGCCCACCCCCAUUCUGCCCCUGCCCUGGGAGGCUGAGGUGGGCUGGGGCAGACAGUGGCAUGCUAAGCAGAAAGAGGCUGAAGAGAGGGGGUCCUGGGCCCACCGUACAGAUUGAGCUCUGGUCCUGGCUCCCCACGGGUGGCUAUCGCUCACUCUGUCUGUCCAGAGGGUGGCCGUGGAGGGUCUUUGGAUUGGAAAAGGAGAUGUUGGAAAGCUCAGGAUGGUGGCGGUGAGCAAGGUUGCUGAGGCAAAGAGGCCCUUGGUCCUCAUGGGCUUGACCCCAAGUGGCACUCUUGAAGCAGUGCUGCAUAUACUUGCCCAGGAUUCUGCCUUCUCUGUUGUCAACAAAACUUCCCUACACUCUGGGCUGCUCUUGCGGGGGAGGGAGAGGCAUGCUGCUGGACAGGGAGGGCAGGGGCUGGCAGCUGCCAGCCCACAUUCCAAAGGUGCCACAGAUCCUAGCCAGGAGGCCAGGAAAAGGACUUGGGGCUGACCCUUGUCACCCAGUUCGGAGAGACUUUUACCUUUCUGCCUCAGGUAGUCCAGCCCUGCCAGCCUGUCUGACCAUCUCAAUCUCAGAGCACCUACCAGGCUUAUAGCCCUGGGCCCUGCGUCCACUUCCAGCAAUAUGCUGGCAGGCUGGAUGGUCAGGGCAAGAGGUGGGGACGUCAUAUGCAUUAGUGUACAGGCACCUCGGAGAUAAUCGAGGGUUCAGUUCCAGACCACCACAAUAAAGCAAAUAUUGCGAUAAAGAGUCAAAUAAAUUUUUUGGUUUCCUAGUGCAUAUAAAAGUUAUGUUUACACUGUACUGUA
Messenger RNA from Leopardus geoffroyi (Geoffroy's cat), 3758 nucleotides. It is a transcript of the gene KCNJ11, whose product is annotated as potassium inwardly rectifying channel subfamily J member 11. Gene Ontology annotation, biological process: potassium ion import across plasma membrane; regulation of monoatomic ion transmembrane transport. The transcript has a single exon. Gene Ontology annotation, cellular component: plasma membrane. Gene Ontology annotation, molecular function: ATP-activated inward rectifier potassium channel activity. The coding region runs from base 1027 to 2199 and encodes 390 amino acids. The record is from RefSeq and is a predicted model, not a curated record. NCBI's taxonomy places the organism in Eukaryota, Metazoa, Chordata, Mammalia, Carnivora, Felidae.